Molecule: messenger RNA, 3074 nt
Organism: Eriocheir sinensis (Chinese mitten crab)
Lineage: Eukaryota; Metazoa; Arthropoda; Malacostraca; Decapoda; Varunidae
Exons: 5
Coding region: 754-1689 (311 amino acids)
Source: RefSeq, a predicted model, not a curated record
UGACAUAUAAGGUCACUAUGCUUCUUGAGGUCAAGCGGUGAUGUGGGGAAAAGGCGGAAAAUGUGUGAUAUAUACAAGAUAAGAGGCGGCCAUCAGCUUAACGUGUGAACUUUUAUCAUCGAUACUCAGUAAGCCCUUUGACCUCUACCGAGUGAAGAAUGAAGGGGGAUUGACCUGAUAUAUGAGGUCAGAUGAGGCGUGAAUGUCGUAAACAAUGAAUUAGGUUUAGGGGUGAGCUCACAAAGGCGACCGUGUGACCUUAUUUAAAUGGCCGCCGUGGUCGUCCAGAAGCUCAUCGUUUUUUACUGAUUUCCGGUAAAGUAGAGUACGUGGCGGCACGGGGUUUGAGGGGCAGGGCGACACGUGCAUUGCAUUCCUGUGUGUGUGAAGUUGGAGAGCGGGAUAUAAGCCGGCUGGGGAAGGAGACGGUGGCUGAGUGGUUAGCGUGCCGGUCCUGCGUUCGCUACGUCAUGGAUGAUGAGGGUUUGAAUCUGUCGCUGCCACAGACUACUUGUCCUGAAGACCACCACCAUCAUCCUGGACUGUAUGGGACUGUCCAAGGGAAAGCAAGAUGGGGCCGCUGUAAACACUUGCCGGCUUGGGCCCACCACCAGGCCCAGCCGAGGGAGGCUGGUGUAGCAGUGCCGGGAGGUUCCAUAACACAGGGCACUCCUCACCUCAACAACAGUCUCUUCACCGACAAGUAAUUCUUCACCAACAAGCUUUUCAGCAGCUUGGAGAAAUAGCGUGAAGAUGUCAGGUCGCAAUGCGUUGGUCCAUCGGAGCACCUUCCAGAACGCCAACCAGGUGGUGGAGUUGACCACACGCUCCAUUCCCAAGGCUCACCACCACCACCACCACCACCACCACCACCAGCGAGGACAUCAACACCAUUCACCACCACCAUUGAGGCCAGAUCACACCACCACCAACACCAGGGUGCUCUAUGAAGGGUUUAGUGUCAUGUCGUCAAGUCCAUCUCCCUCAAUCUGUUCUGGGACCAUUUUAGUUACAAUUUUCUGUAUCCUUUCCAGCUCCACAUACUCCUCCUUUCUGCUGCCUGUCAGUCCAUGCUUCUAUGUUUCUUCCCGCAAGCUGUUCCAUGUGUUAACACUUCUAUGUGAAAAACUUUACUUUUUCCAGUCACUUAAACAGGCUCCUUUGUUAAGUUUCCCUCCGUGUCCUCUCAGCCCCUGCGUUAGUGAUGCUAAGAAGAGAUCAUCUCUAUCCACCUCAUCAAACAGGGGGCUUCGUGGUGCAGUGGUUAGCACACUCGGCUCACGACCGAGAGAGCCCGGGUUCGAUUCCCGGGCGGAUUGGAAAAAUCUGGGCGGCUUUUCCGAUACCCUACGCCCCUGUCCACCCAGCAGUGAAUGGGUACUACUACCAGGUAUUAAUCGGGGGUUGUGUCCCCCCGUCUCCUGGGGUCUGUUCCCUUCUCCUAUAAUUCCUUCCCCUUCUGUCUCUCCCUGGCAUAUGACCACAGAUGUUGCACCCAAUAAACAAAACUUUCCAACUCUUUCCUCAUCAAACUUAUUUACCAACUUGUACAGUGUGAUCAAAUCUCCUCUCUCCCUUCUUUGUUCCAGUGUCGUCAAGUCCAUCUCCCUCAAUCUGUCUUCAUACGUCAUAUUCGAGAGUUCUGGGACCAUUUUGUUGCAAUUCUCUGUCUUGAGUCCAACCUCAUAAUCUUCCUUUGCAUAGUUUUUCCUUUUUUCCUUAUAUGCCUCAUCUUGGUAUUCAAAUCCUUCCAUAGUUGUCACCUGUCAUAGUUGAUGCCAUUCUUUCCUAAGGGGCACUCGUGACUGACUCCUUCAUCUAACUCAACAUUUUUUGUGAAAAUUAGGUCAAGUCUUGAUGGUUGGUCAUCCCCUCUUAGCCUUGUUUCUCCUUUAACCCACUGCAUCAACAGAUUAUCACAUCAGGUGUGUGUGUGUGUGUGUGUGUGUGUGUGUGUGUGUGUGUGUGUGUGUGUGUGUGUGUGUGUGUGUGUGUUUACCUAGUUGUAGUUUUACAGGCCUGGGCUUUACGCUGGUGUGGUCCCGUCUCCGUAUCUACAUUUAUCCAACUUUUCCUUGAAGCUUUGCACACUCCUUUCUGAUACUACAUCCUCACUUAGUCUGUUCCAAAGCUCUAUACUUCUUUGCGGGAAGCUAUAUUUCUUUAUGUCUCAAGCAUCUUCCCUUCCUCAAUUUUUUACUGUGUCCUCUUGUGUGUUCCUCUUGGUGGUAAUUUCUUCUUUUAGUGGUAACUCCUCAUUGUCUACUUCCAUUUUGCUCAGUAAUUUGUAGAUUUGUAUUAGGUCUACCCUCUCUCUUCUUUGUUCUAGUGUUGGUAAGUCCAUUUCCUGUAGUCUCUCCUCGUAUGUCAAUACCUGGAACCAUUUUUGUUGCCAUUCUUUGUAUUCUUCCUAGUUUCUUUGUGUUUCUUCUUAUGGGGAGACCACACUACCUCCGCAUGUGUGUGUGUGUGUGUGUGUGUGUGUGUGUGUAAGAUUGACUGACUGAUGAAUGAAUAACUGUGAGAUUAAGUAAAUAACUUCCUGAUGGAGUGGAUGAUUGACUUGGCAACCUGUAGCUUUACUCUCAGCCAUUUCAAGUUCCCGACUGAUGUACUAACACCCCCUCAGAUUGGCUACAGUGAAGGUCGUGGCAGCCAAUCAGAGAACAUACUGAAACUCCUGCUGUGAGCUACUCGAUCCUGAGGGCCAAGACCUGCGCCCUCACCACCCCUGUAAAGGAUGCCCAGCUGACCCAACCCUCCUUGAUUCGGAGGAAGAAGAGGAGGAAGAGAUAACAAGAGGAACUCACAGAUUCGGAGGAAGAAGAGGAGGAAGAGAUAACAAGAGGAACUCACAGAUUCGGAGGAAGAAGAGGAGGAAGAGAUAACAAGAGGAACUCACAGAUUCGGAGGAAGAAGAGGAGGAGGAGAUAACAAGAGGAACUCACAGAUUCGGAGGAAGAAGAGGAGGAAGAGAUAACAAGAGGAACAGAAGAAGGAGAAGAAGAAGUAAUCUCUCUCUCUCUCUCUCUCUCUCACACACACACACACACACACACAGUAAAACACACAAU